Molecule: messenger RNA, 1328 nt
Organism: Coffea arabica (coffee)
Lineage: Eukaryota; Viridiplantae; Streptophyta; Magnoliopsida; Gentianales; Rubiaceae
Product: ethylene-responsive transcription factor ERF003
Biological process (GO): regulation of DNA-templated transcription
Molecular function (GO): DNA-binding transcription factor activity; DNA binding
Source: RefSeq, a predicted model, not a curated record
GAGAGGGAUGGAGCACUUUUUCCACUGCAUGUCUCCUAACGAACCCAACUACAAAAACCACUGCCACCACCCUCUCUUCCUCCCUCAUUCUCCACUAGUCUCCACUCCAUUCAUAUCCAUUCCCUCCUCAUUGAGGAUUCCUACUAAACUCUUUCCCCAUUGAGGAUCGAUCGGAUCACAUAAUAUUAUUAUUGAUCACUGCAACACUACUAUAGCUGACAGAGAGAGAGAGCUAGCUGCAGGAAGGAAACCGAAAGAAAGACUUCUUUUUAACUUGCACCUUUAUUUAAACUACUACUACUACUACUACUACUAUCAAAUAUCAAUGGCUCGACCUCAACAACGAUACCGGGGCGUUAGGCAGAGGCAUUGGGGAUCUUGGGUCUCCGAAAUUCGCCAUCCUAUAUUGAAGACCAGGAUAUGGUUAGGAACAUUUGAGACAGCGGAAGAUGCGGCAAGAGCGUACGAUGAAGCAGCGCGUCUAAUGUGCGGACCCAGAGCCAGAUCCAAUUUCCCUUACAACCCCAAUGCUCCUCAGACCUCGUCCUCAAAGCUCCUCUCUGCUACUUUGACCGCUAAAUUGCACAAGUGUUACAUGGCUUCCCUCCAAAUCACCAAACAACACCAGCAGCUCCACCUGCGCCAACAGACGACUGAUCACCACAAAAUUCAUUUCACUUCCAGUGCGGCGGUUGCUUCCGGUUCACCUAACUGCCACAACUUUAAUAUUGGUGGUGGAAAUAAUGAUCGUGAAAAGGGUGUCUUGUCUUCGGGGUCCGGAGUGGCGCAGCAGGGGGCGUCGGCGGACCACCAGUUCGUUAAGCAACUUGAAGAAGACGAUCACAUAGAACAAAUGAUUCAAGAACUGCUGGACUACGAGUCCUCCUUGGAGCUCUGCUAGAUCUCACAAAUUAACUCUCACCUCCUCAGGUGCCGCUGCUACCGAAAUUUGAAAGCAUUCCGCCGACUAGUCUCUAGUUCGCUGCCUCAUUUUUUGUUGUUAACCCUUCCCGUCCGGGCUUCCCCCAUCCAUUUUGAUCAUUCAAUUUUUUUUCCAUGCUCAUUAUUAAUUAGGCACUACGUACGCACGCUAGCUCAUUUAGCUAGGAGCUCCUCCCUCCAUCAACCACCAUCAUCUCAGCUUUCCUAGAAUCCCAGUUCCAAAGCCCGUGUCCGCGUGGUAGUGUAAAAAUGUAUUGGAGAGGGAGGAUACGUCCAAUCCUUAUCCUGGCUAUCAUGGUUGUACAGUACUUUGCCAUGCUAAUGACUUGAUGUUAUAACAACUGCCAGUCACCAUCCAUAUAUUGGACGGACUAUUCAUCGAUCCA